AAGCCCGAGGAAUUAAGGACCCGAAAGUUUUAGCGGCUAUUCGUAGUUUGCCGCGGGAAUUAUUUGUUCCUGCGGAAUUACAAGCCGCCGCCUACUCAGACUCAGCCUUACCUGUUGCUUGCGGGCAAACAAUCUCCCAGCCUUAUAUUGUGGCUUUUAUGACUGAAAAGUUGGAGUUAAAAGCCACAGACAGGGUGUUGGAGAUUGGCACUGGAAGCGGAUUUCAAACGGGGGUAUUGGCUCGGUUAGUCCAGGAAGUAUAUACUGUUGAAGUACAUAAGGAAUUGAGUGAAAAGGCCAGAAAAACACUAAACACACUAGCAAUUGUUAUUACUGCUGCCAACGAAAAAGUCCCACCACGGUUGCUUCACCAAUUAAAAGCCGGUGGACGCUUGAUUUUGCCACUAAAAACUAAGCGUGACGAAUACUUGUAUUUAGGGAAAAAAAAUCCUAAUAAUGAAUUAGAAUACACACGUCUUUGUGCGCGAGAAGGAGUAAGCAACGAAAAAAUUCAAGAAAUAAUUAAAACUGCUUUUCGUAAUUCUUAUUGCCGGGGCGAAAAUAAGGAGGCUGAAUUGCACUUUGAAUUCAAUCAUGACUUAAUAGUAUAUCGUCUUUACCAAAUAGUAGACAAAGUUACUAAUCCGCACCGAGAAAUUGCUCCCGAAAGCCCGUUACUUGAAGAAGGAAAAGUUAGAGACAACCUUCUCUUUUACCCAGUGGAUACCAAAACCUUCUCUUUUGCUCUAAGUAAAAAAAUUAAAGAACAUUUGGUUUGGGAUUUAGAAAAAAUCCAAAAAGAAAAAGAAUUACGCAAAAUGUUAGAGUUAGAAGUGCCAGAAAUCAAAGCACAAGCAAUCGUUAUUCGGGAUAUUUUGAUUUUUCCCAAUUUUCUUAACAAAGUAAUUGUGGAGAGUAAAAAUCCGUAUUUAAAUGCGGUAGGAACUUGUAUCGGCAAAGACUCUUCCCGUUUGCGAAGCAUUUUGAAAACCAUCUUUCCGGAACGAAUAGAAAUAGUUAAGUGA
Messenger RNA from Racocetra persica, 1025 nucleotides. The record is from the annotation of a GenBank genome assembly. Lineage: Eukaryota; Fungi; Glomeromycota; Glomeromycetes; Diversisporales; Gigasporaceae.